Molecule: messenger RNA, 1867 nt
Organism: Porites evermanni
Lineage: Eukaryota; Metazoa; Cnidaria; Anthozoa; Scleractinia; Poritidae
Source: the annotation of a GenBank genome assembly
AUGAACGGCCUGUUGUUUAUCGUGGUUCUGAGUCUCCUGGCUGUGGGUUAUGCCAGGGACCAGGAAGCAGAACUUGCAAUCCCAAGAUGCGAAAAAGGUGAUCAUACUAAGAGGGGGUUCGAGGGCUACUCCCACGGUGAAAUUUUGAUGGCUAAGUGUUCGGAAAUGGCACGAAAUACUACUUACACUUUUUCUUUGAUAACUAACAGUAAUGUAAGUUUUAUACUUUUAGCUAUUUCAAUAUCCUGAGAGGAGGCUAAACAGUCCUAUUUUCACAUUGUCUCAUUCAAGGACUGGACAACGUUUUGACUUUUCAAGCUGCCUUGUCCCCGCCGCGUCUCGCCUUUCUCGCGUGGGGCGAUUUUCACGCGCGCUCGCGUUUCGCUCGCUCUACUAUUCCUGAGGAAAAAUGAGGACUACUUGUAAUCUACUCGUGAUCACUUUCUGGGGGAUAUUUGAGUUAAUAAGCCAUGCACUUCCUCCAGUAAGGAUCAGUUAACUGUUUUAAUUUCAAAAUUUGGUCAGUGAAGAAAAAAAAGAGAGACAUAAACUUGCAUAUGGUUCUUAGGAAUUCAACUUUAGGAGGGUUCGCCUAAAUUUGACAAAGUUAGUUACUUGGAGUAAUCGCGAUGAAGACUGAAAGAACGCGAUUUCAAUUUUUCAGCGACGUUUUCUCUGCCGUCGCCGUCCUUGGAUCUUAAGGUCCCUAUUAUAGCAAUUUUGUACUCGGCUCCCGAUGUGAAAUUUUAUUUUCGCGCCAAAAUUAAGGAGUAAUUUGCCACCAAUGAUGUUGCCUUUUAUUUCCUUCAUUGUUUCCUUGAUUAAGACGCUUUUCAUUCCAAGUUUGAAGUUAUAAUAGAGUACACUACACGUAUCACAAAUGGUAAGAAUACACAGAGCAGCAUAACGAAACUGGACCAUUAUUUUUGGAGUUCAAUCGAUGCGAAGACACGUUUCAGCUUUUUAAAAAAGUUAGCAAUUAGGAUGGCAUAGUUUCUUAGCAAGAUAAUUAUAUGUUCGUAGGCGUACCUUGGCCUAGACCCCAGACCUCGUUAUUGCACACCGGCUGAUGCAUUUCGGGUCACGUGGUCCGAGCGAUUUUUUCGUCAGCUAAAUGUAUUAACCGAGAGGGCCUGGAAAGACGCCGACAGGGACUAGGCAAAGCGUACGCAAUUAGGGUUUUGUAGGUUGAAUUUAGACUCCUGGCCGCGGGGGAGGGCUGAGGUAGGCUUUCAGAAGACAUUUGAAAAGGUAUCGGAAGGACAGAGAACUAUGUAAGCCAACUGAUAUCCUUAUUUUCCAACUCAAUUCGCUGUAAUAUGCAAUGAAUUAAUAAUUAUUUUUUCACAACAGUUUUUUUGAGCAGUUUCUCAUCCGCGAAAAAUGUGAAAAAUGCUUAUGACAAGGUUCGUCGUUUUCCAAACCUUAUUUCAUUAGAAAGACUUACAAGGAAAAUUAUGUUUUGUAUCUCGGUUUAGUUUGUCCAGUGGGCUGGGUUGAAAACGGAAAUCAGUGCUACUUUAUACUCCACGAAAAAAAGGAAGCAUUUGUGGGACUUUACCUAUGCAAGCAACUAGGAGCAAGCCUGCCAAUCAUCAAAUCAGCCGAGGAGAACGCCUUCCUUGUGAGUCUGACGGAGGGAAAAGGUGAUCCAUGGCUUGGAAUGAUAGGACCCAACGGCGACAACGUCUUUGAAUGGCUCGACGGGACUACUGUGGCCUUCUCUGCAUGGAAUACCGGUGAGCCUAACGAUCCUGGAUCAGAGAACUGUGGGACGAUGUACGUCAGCGGAAGUGGCAAAGGAAAGUGGAAUGACGAACCCUGUUCGAAUCCCCGAGUUAUUGUUUGCCAGAUGGAGAAGAAAUGA